AACAUAUGUACUUACUACUUAAAAGAUAUUGAUUUUACUUUUUAGGAUACAAGAAGUAUCCAUAAUUUAUAGAUGCAGUUCUUGAUAUUUGCGUGAAAUAAGUGGAUACUGUUCUCAUCUUCUUCAGAAGUGUCUUAAUAGAAAUUUUGUCUAAUUUGGUGAUUUAAAUAUUGAGUUUAAAAUGUUUAAAUUAAUUUGGCAGUGCUUGUACUCUCCUCGUCUUUAUAAAAUUUAUGGAGACGGCGAAAAGGAUGCUAUGUAUCAACCAAAACGUUUGGAAAAGUAUGGAGAUAAAAUUAUUACAAUUGCACAGAAUAUAAUCACUAUUGCCAGCUAUGCUUCUCCAUUUGUAUGCACUUAUAUUUAUAGAAGAGGUUUCUUUUCAUGGGAUGAAACAACAUUUUUAACUAAAUUUAUGUGUGGCGUUAGUUGUUUCAUUAUGUUUUCUUUUCUUGUGAGAGCAGUGGGUCGAGCAUAUAACUCUAAAUAUACUGAAUUUCUAUUUGUGAUUCAACAACCAAAAGCAAACAACAAAGAAUUUAUGAACAACAUCAGGAAAUAUGAUUUUGAAUUUACAUCUUGGCCAGUGACUUUUGCUAUGCCUGCAACAACCAGCAAAUCCUGGUUUGAAAACAUUCCAUUUAAUAAGAGUUCCAAUGAAGACUUGCCAAUUUAUCAGAGAAUCCCCUUACAAAUACUGGCAUUCAUUGCUGUACACACCUUCGCCAUGCGCAUAAUUUAUCCUGGAACCUUAACUCUCAUACAAAAUUUAUUGUGGAAUCCAUUAAUGGAAGGCCGUACUCAAUUGGUGGAAACGUUCCAUGGUAAAAGGGCAAAAUUACUAACAUCAGAUGCCAAUUCCAUAGAUACUAUAUUUGUAGACAAUCGAGCACAUUCAAAUGGCAAUAUAUUGGUAAUUUGUUGUGAAGGAAACUCUGGAUUUUAUGAAAUCGGGAUGGUAACUACCCCUAUAAAGGCAGGUUUUUCAGCUCUUGGAUGGAACCAUCCCGGGUUUGCAGGAAGUACUGGUAUUCCAUUUCCGAAACAAGAACAAAAUUCUAUAACCGCCGUAAUUCAGUAUGCCAUUGAAGAACUCAACUUUCCAAUCGAAAAUAUUGUAUUGUAUGGGUGGAGUAUUGGUGGUUAUACUGCAGCAUGGGCUGCAGCUAACUACCCUGAUAUCAGCGCUUUGAUUUUGGAUGCUACAUUUGAUGACUUGCUGCCCUUAGCUCAAAACCAAAUGCCUAGAUCAUGGUCUUUGUUAGUAAAGGAAGUUAUACGUAGUUAUGUUGACUUGAAUGUUGGUGAAUUACUGGCACAAUACAAAGGCCCGGUGCAACUUAUUCGGCGCACUGAAGACGAAGUGAUUUGCUUAAGACAAGGCCAACUGCAGACAAACUGCGGAAAUUCUCUACUAAUUACUCUUCUUAAGUCCCGGCACCCAAGGUUUAAUGAAAGUGAUGAAUUACAAGAAGCUAUAAUGUCUUAUGUUGGAAUGAGUGAAAUGCAACGUAGCAAUAUAAACAAAGAUACAUUAACAGAAGUCAAUCGACAAGCCCUUCAAUUGAUUAUUAAAUAUAUGAGAGAUUUCCAAUCAAAUCAUUGUGCACCUCUACCAGAGAACACGUUCGCUGAUAUUAUGAAAUAUUUUUAUUUAAAGAACUAGCUCAUAAUACACAUCUCUGAAAGUCACAGUAUUUCUGUUACUUUCCACAAUUUCGGGAAACUGCGCAAGCGCGUGCACAGUAACCCUGCUGAGGACAUGAACUGAUGUAGUGACCUGUGACACUUUGAUGAGUGAGAAUUAACUAAUAAUUUGUGCUAUUGAAACUUAAAUAAUAUAUGUUAUGGCAUUGUAUAAAUUUAAUGAAUUUUUGCCUUUAGUCAGUUAAAUGAUGACUUUAUGUGCUUGUAAUCUAUUAUUACUUACAUAUAACUAUAUUGUAUGCGUUAUAGAGCCAUCUAAAUUCUGUAGUGAUUUAUGAAAUUGCAAAGGAUGCAAAGAUUCUUCAAUAAUUUUAUGAUUACCGAUAUAUGGUUUUCUACAUGACAUUGAAGGUUUUAGGUUUAAAAAUGAAACUUUACCUUCUAAAAUUCAAAAUUCUUGCUCAAAGUAGGUAACUAUAUACAUUUAAAUUUGUUGGGUAUAAAAUCUUUUAAUGAUUGUUAUAUUGACUUAAUAGGUGUAUUGGUAUAUCCACAAAGGAAGCACUACCAGUAUGUAAUAAUCUUUUACUACUUCUUUUCACUGUAAAAUAUUUUAUAAUUCUAUUUUCAUUCACCUAUGUAAUAUGUGUAUAGUGUAAUAAGAUAAAAAGAAAUGUGUUGAUGUGGAUAUUUAAAUUACCACAGAUACUUUUAAUAUUAUGUAGUAAUAAUAAUAUAUUUAUUCUUAUUGUAUACAUAACUAUUAUAUUUAGGCCCUUUACAGAUGGAACAAUUUUUUUAGUUUCCUUACAAAGUAUGUUCUGUCCAAAUUUUAUAUCAAUCUGUAAGAGUUUUUUAGCUAACUUGCCUAACCUACAGGGUUGUGGAUAAUAUCAAGGAAGCAGAACUUGUUCUCAUUUUAUUAUGUUGACGGCCUCAACAAACACAAAUUGUUUUUUAAAUUUGAAUAAGAUAUAGUUUCAGCGUAAACAGUGGAAAUAGUUGUUCCAUCUGCAUCUGCGCCAUAAGAAUCUAGUAUUUACUACUAGGAUAUUUAUUCAAAAUACAAUGUGUAUAAUCAUUUAACAUUAAUAGUAUGAAAUGCUGUAUAAUAUAAAUGUUUAGAGGUUAUGGUUGACAUUAAAGUAUAUACCUACUUAUUGACAUAAUGCAUAAAUAAUUAUAAAAUAAAGAAUUAAAGCAU
This is a messenger RNA of Pieris napi, 2851 nucleotides long. Its product is annotated as phosphatidylserine lipase ABHD16A. Gene Ontology annotation, molecular function: glycerophospholipase activity; monoacylglycerol lipase activity. Gene Ontology annotation, biological process: monoacylglycerol catabolic process; phosphatidylserine catabolic process. The record is from RefSeq and is a predicted model, not a curated record. The transcript is spliced from 9 exons. Bases 182 to 1666 code for a protein of 494 amino acids. Gene Ontology annotation, cellular component: endomembrane system. NCBI's taxonomy places the organism in Eukaryota, Metazoa, Arthropoda, Insecta, Lepidoptera, Pieridae.